Messenger RNA from Medicago truncatula (barrel medic), 435 nucleotides. RefSeq names its product heat stress transcription factor A-5-like. The transcript has 3 exons. Lineage: Eukaryota; Viridiplantae; Streptophyta; Magnoliopsida; Fabales; Fabaceae. The record is from RefSeq and is a predicted model, not a curated record. Bases 1 to 435 code for a protein of 144 amino acids.
AUGGAGAAGAGGCAGACAAAUUUGCAGAACUUCUUUGAGAAGCCUCUUCAAGAUUCUUUUAUUGUUGAACUUCUUUCCGGAAAAUUCGAAUCCAUGGAUUUGGCAGCUUAUAAUAAGAAAAGGCGAUUGUCUCAGGUUGAUCACAUGCAGCCUAUUUCCGAAGAUAUCUCAAAUAAACUAAGACUAGAAUUAUCACCAGCUGACUCAUAUAUGAACUUGAUAUCAGGUAGCACACAGGGUUCAAACGAAGAUGUGGAAAGCCUGCAAAAAAAUCUCUCUGAAGGAGAACUGACAGGAAUGCAGACAAGAGUUAACGUUGAUGGUAACGUCCAAGUCGAAGUAGCUUCUCGACAUGAAGUGAAUGAUGUGUUUUGGGAACAAUUCCUUACUGAAAGACCAUGCUAUUCAGACAAUGAAGAGGCAAUAUCCAACUAA